GCUGUGAACUUUGUUUUCCGAUGGCCUUGCGGUGCUGUGGCAGCGGUGCCCUCCGCACCAGCGAUCGGGGUGCUUUUACAGCUAACUGAGCACACGACUGCUUCCUCCCUGAAACUCGAGCGGCUCUCAGGAUGUAGAUAAGUGAAAUGGCAAAUGCUGUGCUGCAGGUACUUGGCCAGGCGACGGGGCUGAUGCUGCACCUUGUAAAUGCAGCCCACUCUUCCCCUGGUGGGGAGCAGCCUUCACAUCCCAGGGGGAGACAGGUAAAAGCCUGGGAUUAUUCCCAGCCUGCAGUGCCAUCCCACGCUCCCUUCACGGCCCCACAGAGCCAAGUCCCCAGGGCGUCGCGUCCCCGCCAUCUCCUAGCGACAGGGACGGGUGCCAAGAGUCAGAGAAUUCCUGGAUGGCGGCGCCUGGCCCCCGCCGCCUCUCGGCUGCUUUUCGGGAGCACCUGCGGUGCCUGGGCCUGCGGGACUUCCCCUGCGGCCUUGGCAGCUGGAACAAGUCCCGCUUCAGUGCGCACACGAGCCCCUCGGGGCAGGAGGAGGAUGAGGACCUGCCGCUGGGCGAGGAGAGCCCCGAGGCACUGCUGGAGCUGCUGAGAGACCCACGCAGCCCCUGGGCCCUGCCGCCAGGCUGCGACCCCCAGAACCAGCAGCUGCAGGACGUGGCCGUGCAGGCGCCCCAGCUCGUCCAUGGGACCCGCGUCCUCCAGGUCUUCAGGUCCCUGCGGAUCGUCGGCAAAGACGUAGAGGAAGUCGACGAGGAUCUGCUGCAGUUACAGCACCUGGAGGAGCUCAUACUCUGUGCCAACCAGAUCAGCAGGGUAACCUCGGCCAACCUGCCCCGGACUCUGAAGGUCCUGGAGCUCUGCUGCAACGCUGUGGCUGAUCUGCAGGAGCUGUGCGCUCAGCCCCCUCCGCAGCUGCAGCACCUGGGGCUGGGGUACAACAGGCUGUGCGGCCCCUCGCAGGACAAGUACCUCACUGCGGACUUCUGGCCAAAUCUCAUCUCCCUUGACCUGAGCUUUAACAACUUAACAGAGCUGCCGGGGCUGGUCUCCCAGCUCUCCAGUCUGCAGAAGCUCCGCGUCCUGGUGCUCCAAGGGAACCCUCUGGCUCUCGUUCCUGCUUACAGAGGCUUCGUCGUGGACAGCCUGCCCCAGCUGUCUGUCCUGGACGACAUCCAUGUAGGGCCCGACGAGAGGCACCAGUUCCACGGUUUGGCGAGGCAGCCAGAUCUGAUAAGAAGUGAAGCACAAGUGGUUGUGAGCAUUGGGAAAAUCAAGGGAGUUCCCGAUCCCAGCGCUCUCCAGGGACUGGAGGUUGGCUCCGAGGCACCAGUGAUCACCUACAGCUACUGCGUGACCUACGAGUUUGCGGAGGGAGAGGAGAUGGAGGACGGUGGCAGCACUGAGGUGACAAAAAUUCAUCAGAGUCCUGUGGUGGCCACCCUGGGUGCAGACAGCUCUGCAUGGGACACGGGGGGAACAAAGGGCCAGCAGGAGUCUGCAGCCACGGAGGAGUCCACGGCACAUGCUGCACAUUUGUUUGUCACCCCUGGAAAGCCCUGGGCAGACACCAUUGACUGCAGCUACAGGAAGGAGCACACUGCCAAGGACUUAGUGGGGCUGAAGGACUACCUGGCGGCUGGAACAAUCGUCUCAGUCGUGGAGGAGAAGGUGCUCUCGUGGCCUGCUGAUGCUGACUCAGAAGAAACUGCAGUAACAAACAAGAAGGCAGGACGGGGGAUAAAGAAGGACAGUGCCAAGGGUCCUGUGCCCAGGGACAAGCAGAAGCAGAAGCAGCAGGAGAAGAAGAAGAAGAAGAAGCCGUGUGAACUCCGCAGCGACCCACCCAUUCAGAGGACCCUGGGCUCUGGGAGAGUGAGCCUGGAGGCCCUGCUGGCCGCUGAGGACCUGGUGGCAACUGUGUGUGACUUUGGGAUCCUCAUCACCAAGCAGCCACUGCAGCCACUGAGUCUGGAGGAGAAAGUGGACAAGAAAAAAGGCAAAGAGAAGAGCAAAAAAACGAAAGCAGAAAGUCAGGCCAGCCGGAAAACCACAGCGUCUGCCAAAGGAAAAAGAACAAACAAAGACUCUGCUGAGCCGGAGGAGGGCCGAGGGCUGGAGGCAGUGCCGCUGACAGUGGAAUUCCAGGUGCAGCUCCUGCGGUGGCCCUCGGCUGCUGCUCAGAGCCCGGGGAGCGCGGCGGUGGCGGUGGGCAAGGCUCACUAAGACGGCCGUGGCCGGAGCAAGCGACGGAGGGCCUGGAUCCCUCACCGGACGUUGCGAUGUAUCCCAGGAUUAAAAACCUGGCGCUUUAUGCCUUGUCGGUCACGCUGCUGGCGUGUCUUAUUUAUCUAAAGAGAGAGGCAAAGUUGGCAACGUCGUCAGCAGAGCAGAAAGUGGAUGUAGCAAGUCGCAAACCCAAGCCUUUGGCUCUGGGCAACGCCGAACCCAGCAAGUGUUUGCCAGACUUGACCCUCGCCAACUCUUCCCUCGCCCUCCCGGAGCUUCACCGCGUCUUCCUAACGUACAAGCACUGCCGGAACUUCUCAGCGCUGCUGAAGCCUUCCAGGUGCAGUAAGGACACGUUCCUCUUGCUGGCGAUCAAGUCUCCCCCGAUCAAUAUAGAGCGGCGGGUGGCAAUCAGGAACACGUGGGGGAAGGAGGUCUCCAUUGGUGGCAGGCACAUCAGGCUGGUAUUCCUUCUAGGGCGCUCGGAGGCCAAAAUCCAAGCGCAGCCCCUGCACCAGCUGCUGGCUUACGAAAGCCAGGAGUUUGAUGACAUCGUGCAGUGGGAUUUUGUUGACAAUUUCUUCAACUUGACCCUCAAGGAGCUGCAUUUCCUCCGCUGGUUCAUGGAGGACUGUCUGCAUGCCAGGUUUGUGCUGAAGGGCGAUGACGAUGUCUUUGUCAACACUUACAAUAUCGUCGAGUUCCUUCAGGAGCUGGACCCUGAGCAGGAUCUCUUUGUUGGAGACGUGAUUGCCAACGCCCGGCCCAUCAGGAACACCAAGGUCAAGUACUUCAUUCCAGAGUCCAUGUACAGAGCCUCCUUCUAUCCUCUCUAUGCGGGUGGAGGGGGCUAUGUGAUGUCUAGGGUGACAGUGCACCGACUCCAGAGCACCGCAGAGGACACGGAGCUCUUCCCAAUAGAUGAUGUCUUUGUGGGAAUGUGUCUGGCAAAGAUGGCAGUGACCCCAAAGAACCAUGCUGGCUUUAAGACUUUUGGGAUCCAGAGACCUUUCAAUCCUUUUGAUCCAUGCUUGUACAAGGAGCUGAUGGUUGUGCACAAGCUAAACCCAACUGAGAUGUGGAUCAUGUGGACGCUGGUGAAGGACGAGAGCAUUAGGUGUGCAGUGUCAGUAACACGCGCCUACAGAAGUGGUCGGAAAUGAAGCUCCUGAUGAGCACAGUAGGAUUUUGGCUGGUGACGGAUACAGGGUGCUUGAACUAAAAAUCAGGUUGUGGUAGAAAAGUGUCCUCUACUAACAGGCUGUACGUGAGCCAUAGGGUUUUGUUUUGCAGUCAGUCUUUGUCGGUGGGUUACUGAAUUGUCAGGGGAAGGGGACGGGGCUGGUAGCUUGGAGACACGGUGAGAUGCAGCACAGGGGACUCGGCUCGGUUCCUCCUGGCCACGCUGGGGCCCAGGAAAUUCACAGCUGCUGCAGGUGACACGAAUGAGGUGCCACCUCCUGUGGAGGUUCUGCAACACUGAGGCUGGUGCCUGACUGCCAGCCUAAUUCAGUCUCUCCUGGGAAAGGUAAUGAUGACUAACGAGUGAUGGAGCACUUGAAAUUACUUCUAACCUUUUUAGUCAAGGCAAGGGCAGAAGAAAGGGCAGUGUAUGCUGCUGCAUCUACUGCAGUGCAGCUCCGUUGUCCCAGGCCAGCAAUUCCACAGGUCCUGUGGGGCAGCAGGAGAAAAGGAAUGGAGGUGGGGGAUAAAAAAAGCUUAAAAAUGUAUUGCCUUAACAGCACAGUGAUCCGAGGGAUUGGGCUCCAACUUAAGCCCUUUGGAUUUUACAGAAGGUUAUUACAAGUUUACUUGCACUAGAAGCUUUUGCACAAACACUUUCUGGUCUGGUUUGAGAGGAGAAAUAUGUCCUGAGUGGUAGUUAAGUCCCAGUGACUGCAGCUUUUUAUGCUGUGUGGGAGGUGUUUGGGGUUUAUUUGCUUCGUUUGCUUGUUUUCGUGAUGUUGGGUAUAAAUAAAAUACAGUUCUGAAAG
Messenger RNA from Cygnus olor (mute swan), 4233 nucleotides. It is a transcript of the gene LRRC43, whose product is annotated as leucine rich repeat containing 43. Lineage: Eukaryota; Metazoa; Chordata; Aves; Anseriformes; Anatidae. Gene Ontology annotation, molecular function: protein binding. The transcript is spliced from 13 exons. The record is from RefSeq and is a predicted model, not a curated record. Bases 404 to 2236 code for a protein of 610 amino acids.